AUGCGCUCUGCUUUCGCCGCUGCUCUGCUUUCACUCCCUCUAGCUGCCCUCGCCGGCGCUCACGACGCGGUUUCCUUCCGCCGGCACUCAGGUGCCAUUCGCAGUUCCCGCCGUUCCUCCACCAACUACACCCUUGUGGACAAAUAUGUGGGCGAGGACUUUUUGAAUGAAUGGCAAUUCUACGACCAGGCCGACCCGACUGGAGGCAACGUGAAUUAUGUCUCUCAGAGUGCUGCGGAGAGCGCGGGUCCGCCUGACGCUCCUGCAAGAUCGAACUCUCACAUUUCUUUGAGCUCAGAGAUCUUGUUCAGCAAGGCGACUCUCCAUCAGGAAUCGGGAUUUUCUCCAUGGGCUCUGUCUCCAUCUGGCACCAUAUGGCAUGAUAAGGAGCAUCCGGUCUCCAUCUGGCACGUGAUGGCUGCAACGGAGACCUCUCAAUUGCAAGUCCCUGACGUCGCUGGCAAAGAUGAGCAUGCUCUGACAAUCCGAAUUGCAAUGGAACGAUCCUCGAGCGACGAUUAUACUCUCUGA
This is a messenger RNA of Sparassis crispa, 531 nucleotides long. RefSeq lists its product as hypothetical. The record is from RefSeq and is a predicted model, not a curated record. Bases 1 to 531 code for a protein of 176 amino acids. The transcript is spliced from 3 exons. NCBI's taxonomy places the organism in Eukaryota, Fungi, Basidiomycota, Agaricomycetes, Polyporales, Sparassidaceae.